AUGACGCCACGGCUAGCGGCAUGUGACCCGUGUCGAACGGCGAAACUGGCUUGCGGCCAUGAGCGGCCCGCUUGCGCCCGGUGCGUCACAAACAACCGAGAAGAUGUCUGUGUCUAUCGCGCGACACCUUUCAAAAGGAAGCGAAAUGAGACACUUUCGCCAUCAUUCUUAUCUUCAAAAACGGCUCGCUACCAACCACUGGAGGAUUCGCCUGCAUCAUCAACUCCAACUCGUCCCUUGAACCCGAACCCUGGAUUUCUGGGAGCGUCUAGUCACAUUUCCAUCUUCAGUCACCUGAUACAAGAUGCGAACGACAGCCCAGAAAGAACUGCAACCAGAAGUGUACAGUUUGGGCCAGAAGCUGCGCCCAAUACUAUCUAUUUGGACGAGGAACCAAUUGUCAAAAACACAGUGGACUUGAUGAGACAUGUCUUCCAAAGUUUUCCGUUGAAUGCUAUGCAAGAUUUGAUUAGCUUCUGGCGUGCUACAGGCGCCAAUCUAGCUCUUGCUGAACCUUUCGUGGAUGAAUGCUCCCGAGCCCUGGGCACCAUCCUGGAAGGAGAGACCGACAAACAUGACUGGUGGCAUCAUUCACUCACUCAUUCGUUACUUCGAAACUCGAGGCGGACACUUGAAAUCAGUCUAGGUUGCUCCAUUUCAGACUUCACGGCUCAGUUCGUAGGCCAGAACCUGCGAUGGGAAACGGUGGGGAUCUUCUUCGCAGCUGUGAUCCGAGCUACAAUGGAGGUGCCCUUCUUCCCAUCUUUGUACAAAUCAGAUGUGCGAAGACAACAGCUUGUUGGACUAGCAAUCAAGGUUUCGGAUGCUUUGGCAGAGAUAUGUAUAUCUCUAGACUGCCUGAAUGACCUCCAGCUCGUUGCACAAUACGAAAACUUCAUCGCUCAUUCAUACGUUCUUGGGAUUCAGUGUAGGUAUAAUGAGCUCGGAACCUCCAUAGAUACGCAACUAAUGCAUCUCGCAGCUUAUUCGGCUUGGAGAAGGCUUGGAGAUGUUAUAGCAUCAAUUACUGCUCUUGGUUAUCACCAAAAGCCGUCAGGACCUGUUUGUGCACCCUUCUUCCUAGUCGAGCUCAGGAAAACCGCUUUCGCCCGCAUUUACUCGGCCGAUAAGAACUUUUCCAUCUUUCUGGGUCGCUCUCCAAGGCUGAGCAAAAGAUUCUGUCAUCUCCAAGUUCCUCAAGGACGACUGAUUCUUGACUCGGAGGAAUUGGGUCAACCAACGCCUGACAAGACGGAAGAUUGGACACAAGAUGCACAGGCUUGCUACAGAGCAGACACCCGUUGGUCCGCACAAUGCGCCUCCCUCAAAGAGGAUAUCCUAGCUAUGUUGUUUGGCGACUGUCGAGAUAUAUGCAUGGAAAAAAUAAAAUUGAUACGAGAGCGUGCUCAAAGUCAAUGGAUGCUGUUACCCCCUUCCCUUCGGCUGGAAGGGAGCAUGAAACGAUCAGACAGAACUCCAUUUGAACGCGAUUUUCUCAUAAGCGCGCGUCUCAAUUACCUUCACAUCCUGUUUCUUACGCAACUUGUCUGUCUCAAGUCCCCGCCAGAACCGGACAAGAUCAUUGUUGAACUCGCUCAAGAGAUUCUGUCUUUAGUCGUAGAAGCGGUCGUGCUUAGGGAUCAGGCCGUCUCUUCUGGAACAAGUACAGUAUGGAAGGUAAGGUUUCGACCUUCGAAUCACAAAGUUCGAUCUAACUCUAUUGAGGUUGCGCACUAUGGACUUCCCGCUGUCGGUAUAGCGUUACUAGCCAUGCUGAAACAGCCAAGUCUCGUGACACUAUUCAAGAUCCCAAAGAACAGAACUUUACAAGAUCUAGGGGUACUCGUUGCUGAAAUUGAGAUGGGAACUAUAAUUCGGCCUGGAGAGCCGAAUUUUACGGUGCUCUCGGCAGCUGCGGAUACCAUUCAACGAUUUCUCGACCGCAUACAAAUGGAGGACUCGCAAAGUAAGUACAUCAGUUCGCGGAAGGAAACUAAUCCUUCCAAUGAUUCUGAGCCAUGGGAUUUCGGGUUGAGCCUGGAUCCUUGGAAUUUUGAACUUGGAUUUUGGGAGAGUCUCGCAGAGCAUCCCUCUUUGUACAACAGCGGAGAUCAGACUUGA
Messenger RNA from Colletotrichum gloeosporioides, 2121 nucleotides. RefSeq lists its product as uncharacterized. The coding region runs from base 1 to 2121 and encodes 706 amino acids. Gene Ontology annotation, cellular component: nucleus. The transcript has 3 exons. NCBI's taxonomy places the organism in Eukaryota, Fungi, Ascomycota, Sordariomycetes, Glomerellales, Glomerellaceae. Gene Ontology annotation, biological process: regulation of DNA-templated transcription. The record is from RefSeq and is a predicted model, not a curated record. Gene Ontology annotation, molecular function: zinc ion binding; DNA-binding transcription factor activity, RNA polymerase II-specific.